Messenger RNA from Rubroshorea leprosula, 3385 nucleotides. The record is from the annotation of a GenBank genome assembly. NCBI's taxonomy places the organism in Eukaryota, Viridiplantae, Streptophyta, Magnoliopsida, Malvales, Dipterocarpaceae.
AAAUUUCAUUGCAGAGUCACUGUGAUGCACUUACAUGUAUAGUAGGUACCUGGGUUGAGAGGAAGAAGUAUGCUAAUGGUUAGAUCAUUGGGGCAGUGUCCAUAAGCCAUGGUGGAUCGGAAUAGCAUAGUUUUAGCUUUUGUGUUUCUCUUGUUGUUGUUGUUGUUUGAGUCUACAUUUGAGCAGCAAGUCCAGCAGGCUUCUCCGGCUGAGCGAGCUGCUCUACUGGGACUCAGAUCCUCUUUGGGGCUUAGAAGCAAGAAUUGGCCUAUAAAGACUGAACCUUGCUCGAAUUGGACUGGCAUAAGUUGUGCAAAUGGUAGUGUUGUUAGUAUUAACAUUUCUGGGUUUAGAAGAACAAGGCUUGGUCGACUAAACCCACAGUUUGCUGUUGACUCUCUUGCUAAUUUGACACAUUUGGUCUCUUUUAAUGCUUCUGGGUUCUUGCUUCCGGGUCCGAUCCCAGAAUGGUUUGGCCAAAGUUUGUUGACUCUGCAAGUGCUGGAUCUCCGGUUUUGUUCUGUGAAUGGUUCUAUUCCUUUGAGUAUAGGCAAUUUGACUAGUUUAACAGGACUAUAUUUAUCUGACAAUGGCAUUAGUGGGCUGAUUCCUUCUUCUCUGGGUCGAUUGUUGAACCUUUCAGUCCUUGAUCUUUCAAAGAAUUCACUUACUGGAACUAUCCCUGCAUUGGUUGCUUCACUUGGCAACCUAACAAGUCUCCACAUUUCUUCAAACAACCUAAGUGGGUCAAUUCCUCCUGGCAUUGGGUCCCUUUUGAAGCUACAAAGUUUAAAUCUUUCCAACAAUGGUCUAACAUCUUCAAUACCUGCCCAACUGGGGGAUCUCAACAGCUUGGUUGACCUUGAUCUCAGCUUCAAUGCAUUGUCUGGGCCUGUGCCGGAGGAUUUGAGAGGGCUAAGAAAUCUGCAAAGAUUGGUGUUUGGGCACAACUCUCUAGGUGGAUCUUUGUCAGCGAAUUUGUUCCCUGGUACAAGUAAAUUGCAGGUUGUAGUUCUGAGACAGAAUGGUUUCACUGGUGUCCUUCCAGAUGUGUUGUGGUCAUUACUCGGAUUGAACUUGCUUGAUGUCUCUGGCAACAAUUUCACUGGUUUGCUGCCUAAUUCUAGCUUGAACAGUAAUGGCACAGCUGCAGAACUAAACAUAUCUAGGAAUAUGUUUUAUGGAGAUCUCACACCUCUGCUAAGCAGGUAUAGUUCUAUAGAUUUAUCAGGAAAUUAUUUUGAAGGCAAAGUUCCAGUAUAUGUGCCCAAGAAUGCAUCCCUUGGUUCCAACUGCCUGCAAAUAGUGCCAAAUCAGAGGAAUUUCACAGAGUGUUCAUCAUUCUAUGCUGAGAGAGGCCUGACUUUUGAUAAUUUUGGGUUCCCAAAUUCCACACAACCUCCAGGAUCUGGUUCUGGAAAGAGCAAGAGAAAAAUAAUUAUAUUGGCAGUAGUUCUGGGGGGAGUUGUGUUUUUUGCAUCAUUGGUUGCAUUGCUGCUGCUGGUUAUAUGUGCAUGUAAAAGGGACACUACAAAUGAAAGGGCAGGUGAUGUGCAACCAGUUCCUGCUCAGGACAAGCCUCCGCUACCGGAAGCAUCCAUUACUAACUUUUCAAGUGUGGGGGAGGCGUUUGUAUAUCAGCAGCUCCUUCAAGCCACAUUGGACUUUUGUGAUGAAAACCUUAUCAAGCAUGGUCAUUCUGGUGAUCUCUUCAGGGGUUUUUUGGAAGGUGGAAUUCCCGUUGUCAUCAAAAGGGUUGAUUUGCAGUCAAUUAGUAGGGAAUCAUACAUGUUAGAGUUGGAUUUUUUUAGUAAGGCCUCACAUACACGAUUGGUUCCCCUUUUGGGACACUGCCUAGAGAAAGAAAAUGAAAAAUUCCUGGUUUAUAAAUAUAUGCCAAAUGGGGAUCUGUCAAGUUCCUUGUACAGGAAAGGCAAUUCAGAAGAUGAUAAUUUACAGUCAUUGGAUUGGAUAACAAGAUCGAAAAUUGCCAUAGGAGCUGCAGAGGGUCUAUCAUAUCUGCAUUAUGAAUGUACACCACCCUUUGUCCACAGAGAUGUUCAAGCAAGCAGCAUCCUUCUUGAUGAUAAAUUUGAAGUACGCCUUGGGAGUCUGAGUGAGGUUUGUGCUCAUGAAGGUGAAGGUCCUCAAAGCAGAAUUAGCAGAUUGCUACGGUUGCCACAGUCAUCUGAACAAGGUGCUUCUGGUUCAUCAACAGCAUCAUGUGCCUAUGACGUUUAUUGUUUUGGAAAGGUGUUACUCGAGCUGGUAACUGGUAAACUUGGAAUCAGUGCAUCCAACAAUGCCCAAGUGAAGGAAUGGUUGGAUCAGACAUUGCCAUACAUCACAAUAUACGAUAAGGACCUCGUUACAAAAAUUGUUGACCCAUCUCUUAUUGUGGAUGAGGAUCUGUUAGAGGAAGUGUGGGCAAUGGCCAUUGUUGCCAGGUCUUGCCUAAAUCCCAAACCUUCAAGGCGGCCGCCAAUGAGGUAUGUCCUUAAAGCUUUAGAAAACCCAUUGAAGGUAGUAAGGGAAGAGAAUUCAAACUCAGCAAGGCUUAGAACAACAUCUUCAAGAGGCUACUGGAAUGUUGCCCUGUUUGGUAGCUGGCGUAGCUCCUCUGAUGCAGCAGUUAUUGCAGCAGCCUCCAGUGCUAGAGCAGAUGCUCCAGCCAGUUUAAAACAUUCAGGAACAACAGGUUCACAAUCACAGGGCAGUGGCCAAAAUGGUGUUGGUGAACGUUCAUCCUCACGUAGAAGACAUUCCAGCGAGAUCUGCCCUGAACCAUUUGACAUGCAAGAUGUAGAGAGACAGGAUCAGGAGUAUCGGAGAGGUUGAUUUUCCUCAAUUCUUUGUUAAUAAGACAGCAGGCAACCCAUUUGAUGCCUGCUUUUAGGCACCCUAGCAAGCUCUCCUUGGAGGUAAACACAGUUUUAAGGUAUAAUUUAAUUCGUUAAUAAGACAGCAGGCAACCCAUUUGAUGCCUGCUUUCAGGCAACCCAUUUGAUGCCUGCUUUCAGGCACCCUAGCAAGCCCUUCUAGGAGGUAGACGCAGCUUUAAGGUAAUUUAAUUCCUUCAUCCAGGGUGUUCGAGAAUCUUAUCUUCAUCAAGGGUUAACUUAUACAGAAGAUUUGGAAGACAUUGGUCAUGUAAUGUUUGAUAGGAGGUGGUCAGGAAGAGAAAAGGGUGCAAUAGGUGGUACAAUGCUUCUCUUUUUACAGCUUGUGAAAACAAGCUACACAAUGUUUUUGUCUGGAAUUGAUCCUUUUUUUUUUUUCUAUUUUUUGUGGGAUGUACAGUGUUAUAUUAAGGAUUACUUGAGGGCAGAUUUUUACACUAGAGAUCAGAAAAGAUUAGAAAUGGAAAUCAAUGGAGAAGAAGAAU